AACGACAAUAAAGAGCUGGGCAGUAACCAGUUAAAUACGGAAACUAAGUCAGCUUAUUUAAAUACAUACGAUUGCUCAGAUUGACGUCAUUAUUCCUCUUUACUUAUGUUACUUAUAGUGAUCGCUGUAGUUUAGUAUAACAGACGACUCAUCUAUUCUAUGAAAUACAAAGCCUUGUUAAAAGCAGACGAGAAAAGAAAACAAAAUGACAGUUACAGAUUCCGCUACGAAUUUGAAAUGUGUUGUGGUAGGAGAUGGGGGUAUAGGGAAAACUAGCAUGUUACUGAAAUAUGUAAAUGGUAGAUUCAUGGAUGAAUAUAUACCAACAUGUUUUGAUAACUAUACCGCUGUGAUAGACAUAGAAGAUCAAGAUAUACAUUUGAAUUUAGUUGAUACAGCUGGUCAGGAAACUUAUGACCGGUUACGGACUUUAUCCUAUUAUAACACGGAUGUAUUUAUAGUCUGUUUCUCAUUGGUGGACCCUGAUUCGUUUAUAAACGUUAAGUCUCGAUGGAUACCAGAGCUUAAGGAAUUUAAACCCGGAACCCCAUUAAUUCUCGUCGGCACUAAACGAGAUCUAAGAGAUGAAAAUCCGAAUAAUACCGAUGUCAUUUCAUAUUAUAAAGCGAAAAGGACAGCUCGACGAGUUGGAGCGGGCAGUUACGUUGAAUGUUCCGCUGUAACUAACGACGGUUUAGCAGAAGUCUUCCGUCAAGCUGUCGUGUCAGCCCUAGGUAUUCGUAAAAAGAAACCCUUUUGGUCAAGUCUUAAAAGCUUAUUUACACCAAAAAGAUUAACAGCUAGACGUUAAAAGUUAUUGCCCCACCUAAUAAUUAGCGGAAAACAUAGGUCGUGGCCAGCCAUUGCGGUUUACUCAAAAGUGAAGUACCCAGAGUUUAUGUCGUUGAAAAACACAACACAAUGAACAUCAUUCUCACAAAAGUAUUUAUCGGUGGGGAUUUCCAAUAAAAGUAUGACAAUUUUGGUGUAUAUGGAAAGUAGAGGCACCCAAUCUUACUAGGAAAAUACUGGAUUUCUUGAAAAACACCCAUGGAGCGCGCACAGGACAAAAAUGAGAUUGUGUCACUAAUUGACAGCCCGGCGAUUAACGCCUCUCUGCUCGAAUGACGUCAAAGAUUGCAUGCGUAGAUUGUCUGAAAGGGACGUGGAAAAAGUGAGAGACUUAAACGUACAGUUUCUGAGAUAAAAAACCACGGAAAAAGACGUGGGGGGGGGGGGAUAAUCCGAGAAUUUACUUAAUUAAGCUUCGACAUUUAUGGGCGAUAUGGUAAAUGGAUAACGAUUAAAGACAACAUAGUCUUUUAUAUGCAGUAGAUUCUCCCCCGGCUCUGCACCCGUUGCUAGUUCCCGCGACGGCCAAGUCACGUGACAUACAAAUGACUUCUUUUUAUAGAUUGUUUUAUAGCUUGGACUAUUUCCGCGCGGAUACAAUGUUUUAAGAGGGAUUUGAAGCAAUAUUUUUGAUCGUUUGAAUAUGUUUUAAGUCCAAACAUAUCAUCAAAUCACUUAGUUUGUACAUGGGAAUGUAUCUUUAAAACGUUAAACAAAAUAAUAUAAUUAUGUUGUAUCCAUCUACUAUUACGGGAAAAAUUGUUGUUCUUUUUGAUGCAGUAGACCGUUAAGCGUCAGUCGGUGCGUUACUGCUCAAAAGGCUUAAAGAAUUCAUUAUGACGACUUGUCUGCGAUAUCACCUCGGUGGAAGCGGACGUUAAAUAAAACUAACUCACACACAUUAUGACGAUUUAAGAAAAAGUUUAAAAAAUUAGACCAACGUUUCCGAAGAAUCUGGGGUCUGAGCGAUAAGGAAGUUAACCUUGCACAAUAAAGAUCGAAGAAAGGCCGUGACGUUAUAAGGAUAAAUUCUCUGUUAGUAUAUAACGUACUUCGUGCUCACUAACUUGCCACAGAACAGUACUUUUUAUUUACACAAUAAGAUUUCCCUGUAUCGUUAUGAUUUGUGAUGUCGGUGUUUUUGUGUUCAGGAAAAGGUCGUCAGAAAACAUGAAAUCAGAGCGUUACGUAAACAUCCGAAAUAAAUUAAAUGAUUAUGUCAUAUUUCAUACAGGGCUACAUGUAUGUAAAAGAAAAAAAAAUCAAAUAUAAAAUGUUACUUUUUAUUAGUGUAAUUAGUGUAUAUACAAUAUUGAAAUAUGCCAUCUUGUAAAUACUCAUUUUAUUGUUACCCGGUAUAUGUCUUGUUGAUUUUGUAUUAAAUUGUAUAUUUAA
Patella vulgata (common limpet) is the source of this 2247-nucleotide messenger RNA. RefSeq names its product ras-related protein Rac1. Gene Ontology annotation, molecular function: GTP binding; GTPase activity. Gene Ontology annotation, biological process: small GTPase-mediated signal transduction. The record is from RefSeq and is a predicted model, not a curated record. Bases 206 to 811 code for a protein of 201 amino acids. Lineage: Eukaryota; Metazoa; Mollusca; Gastropoda; Patellidae. The transcript has 3 exons.